Branchiostoma floridae (Florida lancelet) is the source of this 2183-nucleotide messenger RNA. Its product is annotated as ficolin-2-like. NCBI's taxonomy places the organism in Eukaryota, Metazoa, Chordata, Leptocardii, Amphioxiformes, Branchiostomatidae. The transcript is spliced from 8 exons. The record is from RefSeq and is a predicted model, not a curated record. Bases 18 to 1349 code for a protein of 443 amino acids.
UGUGAGGUUUCUCAGAGAUGUCGUCCCAGAACCUGUUCCCAAACAGCGGAGCAGCUCCGGAAGAAUCUGUCGGUCGUCAUGGAGGCUGCCGGGCCAUAGGGAUCGUCUCGGCGCUGUCAGGAUUGGCGGCUGUGGUGAGUCUUGUCGCCCUGCUGUUCACGGUGCGGGAGCUCGCCUUGAUGCAAGAUCAACAGGCGACGUUCAUGGAAGGCAUACAGGACCAACAGAUGCUACUACGCAGCCAGCUUCAGGAUCUGAAGAACAAAAUGGAAUCAAGGACCUCAGCACUGCUCGGCCCUGAGGGCUCAACUGAAGGCUGGCGACGUGAAGACAGCGCCACCUUUUGGAGAAGUGGAGAAGUGCAUCACAGAGCCAAGAGGGCAUCAAAGAGUACAUCCGCUGCAAAUGCUGUACUAAGGAUAGUGCGCCUCAAACUUGAAAGACUCGGAUGUCUGUCUGGACCCCCCGGAAAUUUCUGCACCGAACUACAAGGUCCAGUUGGUCCACCUGGAGACUCUGGAAUUGAUGGAGUAGACGGACAACAAGGCCCGCCCGGUCCUCCCGGGCCUCCUGGACAGUGUUCCUGUACGGAGUCAACCAUUGCAACACCCGUAACCAUGACUACAGAACCUCAGAUCACGCUUGUAGAAACCAUGACUACAGAAUCUCAGGUCACGCCUGUGGUAACCAUGACAACAGCUCCUCCCACAGUGGUAGACUGUUCUGCACUUUAUGCCUCCGGACAGACGACCAGUGGAGUCUACACACUUGGCCCUGGUGUGCAGGCCUACUGUGAUAUGGAGACAGCAGGAGGCGGGUGGACUGUGAUCCAGCGGCGGCUGGACGGGUCGGUUCCCUUCAACCGGACCUGGGAGGAGUACAAACGGGGCUUUGGGGACCCGAACGGGGAGUACUGGCUGGGGAACGACAACAUCCACCUGCUGACCAGUCAGAAGGCUUAUUCCCUGCGUGUGGAUCUGAUGGACUGGGAAGGACAGCGCAAGAACGCGCAGUACAGCUUCUUCAAGGUGUCCGGAGAGUCAGACCAGUACCGGCUGCACACGAUCUCCGGGUAUUCAGGCACCGCGGGAAACUCCAUGUCCUCCAACAAGGGGUACAGGUUCUCCACUGUGGACAGGGACAAUGAUUAUGAUGGCCUUCGCCACUGUGCCCAGGUGUUCGGACAGGGCGGUUGGUGGUAUGGGUCCUGCAGCGGCUCCCUCCUCAAUGGCCUGUACUAUCGAGGCUGUGGGAACUCCUGUCCACCGUGGCAAGGUGUGGUGUGGCACCACUGGAGAGGCUGGCGGUACUCCCUGAAGGCUGUGUCUAUGAAAAUCAGGCCAUGGUAAUUCCAUUUGUCCACAAUGGUAUGGGCUGGUCUCAAUCAUGAUGUUUCUGACCUAGGGCGAAGAGUUGCUGUUACAGCUCCAAUCAUGUAACCCGUAACCUUGAGUGUGGCCUUCUGCGCGAUUCGACCUCUGCUUGGAGAGUAGUAAAUGUAAAUGUAUCAGUGCGGUCAAGAACGUCCUUGGUGCGGUUUAGUGGGAACCCAUAGCUAUCUGGGUAAGUAUUCAGAUAUAGUAGCUUUGGAGCAGGCUGUGAAAUGAUGAGUUUUGGAUGAAUCAGACAAAACAAAUUUGCUAAAACUCAUUUUCUGUGACAUGAGUUGUCAGGGCUCGAAAUUCAUUUUUGGGAUUAGGUGCACGGGUACACCCAGCUUAAAAAAUUGGGUGUACCAAAAAUUUAUUGGGUGCACCACUUAAAUUUAAGUAAUAACCUAAUAAUAAAACUUAGCUACAAGCUAUCAAAUUCUUAAACAGUACCAUGACAGACAAUUUUGUUAUCUCUCUAACACUAAGGUGUCAAGAAUGUGAUGUAUACCAGUAUACUUUGAUAUCUUUACAUACACAUAAACCCAUGAAAAUAUUUGGGUGCACCCUGUGCACCCACAGAAAAUAAUUGGGUGCACAGCUCCAAUUUUGGGUGCACCUGGGUGCACAUGCACCCGGUAUUUUGAGCCCUGGUUGUUAAAUAUCACCUGAUAGAGGAGAUGUCCUACCCCAAAACAGAAUGAAGUUGGAAAACUUUCAAUGAUUUUGACAUGAAAAAACAACCUGGUGUUUGGACUUGAUUGUUGAACAAGCACACACACACAUGUACGCCAUGUGAGUGUGUGUGUGUGU